Solanum verrucosum is the source of this 1518-nucleotide messenger RNA. RefSeq names its product transcription factor bHLH78-like. Lineage: Eukaryota; Viridiplantae; Streptophyta; Magnoliopsida; Solanales; Solanaceae. Gene Ontology annotation, biological process: regulation of DNA-templated transcription. Bases 202 to 1518 code for a protein of 438 amino acids. Gene Ontology annotation, cellular component: nucleus. The transcript is spliced from 7 exons. The record is from RefSeq and is a predicted model, not a curated record. Gene Ontology annotation, molecular function: DNA-binding transcription factor activity; protein dimerization activity.
UCUCACUUUCCUCAUUUUCUCUUCCAAUUCUCUCUACAUAUUUCCUUUCCUUUCCUUUCAAACAACAAAGUCACUUUCUUCUAAUAUUUUGUUACUACUCCAAAAAAUAUUGUGUCCAUUUUUUUUCCAAGAAAAUUUCUACCCUUUUUUCCUCUUGAUUACUUCUUCAAUUUUAGCCUUUUGGGUUUGUUUUUUUUCAAAAUGGAAAAGGGAAAUGUGUUCAUAAAUGAUGAUAACACUACCUAUGAACAUCUUCAAAAUUGUUUCUUUAAUCCCAAUUUAGAUAACAAUAAUUCUGAUCCAUUUGAGUCAGCAUUAAGUUCAAUGGUAUCUUCUCCUAUUUCAAUUCCUAAUAAUAAUAGCGGUGGUGAUAAUUUUGUAUUAAGGGAAUUAAUUGGUAGACUAGGAAGUAUUUGUAACAAUAAUAAUAAUAAUAGUAGUAGUACUAAUAAUUCUUGUUAUACUACCCCUUUAAAUUCUCCACCAAAAUUGAAUCUUUCUAUGAGAGGAAAUUUACCACCAACACAAUUUACUACUGAUCCUGGAUUUGCUGAAAGAGCUGCUAGAUUUUCUUGUUUUGCUACAAAUUUGGAAAGUGGACAACUUUCAAGUAAUCAUUCUAUCAAGAUUCAAGAUUUCAAAGAUGUCAAUUUGGUUCAAAGAAAUUCAGAAUUUGGAGAUUCAAGAGAAAAUUCAUCACUUUCUGAGCAAAUAAUUGGUCAAAAUGAUACCAAUUCAAGAAAAAGAAAAUCAAUUUCCAAGGGAAAAUCAUCCAAGAUUGUCAAUGAGAAAAAUGAAUCAAAUGCCAAAAGAAGCAAGUCUGAGGAAAAUGAAAAUAAAGUAACUAAAGAAGAGGAAAAAGCUGUUUUAGAAGAAAAUAAAGAUAACCAAAAGGCAACAGAGCCACCAAAGGACUAUAUUCAUGUGAGAGCUAGAAGGGGACAGGCCACAGAUGCACAUAGUCUAGCUGAAAGAGUGAGAAGGGAGAAAAUUAGUGAAAGAAUGAAGCUUUUACAAGAUCUUGUACCAGGCUGCAAUAAGGUGACUGGAAAAGCUGUGAUGCUUGAUGAGAUUAUUAACUAUGUACAAUCACUUCAACGUCAAGUUGAGUUCCUUUCAAUGAAAUUAGCUACUGUGAAUCCAAGAAUGGACUUUAAUAUGGAAGCACUUCUUUCCAAAGAUAUGUUUCAAUCUAGGGGAUCAUUGGCUCAUAACAUGUAUCAAUCAGAAACAUCAACACAAGGAUUUCCUUAUGGAUUUCAAUCUCAACCAAACCAAAAUUAUCAUAAAGGAACAGAGUUUCCUUUCCCAAUUAACUCAUUGAAUCCUAAUUUAAUCAGAAAUUCAAGCAUGCAAUUGCCUCCUCUAGAUGGUUUUGUUGAACCUACCCCUCAGGUCCCCACAUUCUUUGAGGAUGAUCUCAAUAGUGUUGUUCAAAUGGGAUUUGGCCAAAAUCAGAACCAAAGUUUUCAGAGUGUAGCAGGUAACUUGUCUUAUUGUGAUUUGUUCUUUAAAUGA